GACGUCACAGAAAUAUAAAUUAAGUAAACUAGAAAUUAUACAAAAUAUUGUGUAUUUGCAGAGGAGAAAAUAUGUGCUAACAACAAUGUUAUAAAGUUAUUACAACAUUCUUUUGAAUGCAAAACUCUUCUUUUGCAAAUAUAAACACCACAACAAUACCCCUAUAAGAUUCCACAAUUUCUAGAGUUAAUAAAAGCAAUCAGCGACAACAACGUCAUUAGAGUGUUUCAAAUUGGCUCGUCAUCUUUAUCUAUGGUUUCAUUGAUUAACCGUCAUUUUUGCAUCAUCAAUCGAAGCUACCAUAACCACAGCAACUCAACGGAAUUGCUAAAAAAGAUGUUAAAUAAUUUGCCUUUCUUUGCGUGCGGUAAAAUUGUAUCAGGAUUUGGUAGAGGUUCCAAAGAUUUGGGCAUACCCACAGCCAAUUAUCCAUUGGAAGUAGUGAAAUCGCUGCCUGAAGCUAUACAACCAGGUGUAUAUUAUGGCUGGGCUAAUGUGGACAAUGGGCCAGUGUGUAAAAUGGUAAUGAGCAUAGGCUGGAAUCCGUUUUACGACAAUAAAGAAAAGAGCAUGGAAACCCAUAUAUUACACCCUUUCAAUCGAGAUCUAUAUGGGAGCCUUUUGAAAGUUUGUAUCGUUGGCUACAUAAGGCCCGAAGAGAAUUUUAAAAGCCUAGACGCCCUAAUUGCCAGAAUAAAAGAGGAUAUUGCACAAGCUGAGGAAUUGCUGGAAACAAACGAGACAAAUAGGUUAUUAAAAGAUCAUAAAUAUUUUUCGGAGAUUAAUUGUGUAAAUAACGGCAAAUAAUGACUAUGAUGCAAUGACAGAUAAUAUUAAAAUCGAAAAAUCGACUAA
This is a messenger RNA of Stomoxys calcitrans (stable fly), 855 nucleotides long. It is a transcript of the gene Rfk, whose product is annotated as putative riboflavin kinase. Gene Ontology annotation, molecular function: riboflavin kinase activity. Lineage: Eukaryota; Metazoa; Arthropoda; Insecta; Diptera; Muscidae. Gene Ontology annotation, cellular component: mitochondrion. The coding region runs from base 253 to 807 and encodes 184 amino acids. The transcript is spliced from 4 exons. The record is from RefSeq and is a predicted model, not a curated record. Gene Ontology annotation, biological process: FMN biosynthetic process; riboflavin biosynthetic process.